UCUGCACUCUGCAGGUCGGUCAGUCUCGCGCGGUCCCCCGUCAAGUGAAGUUCUGUCACAGCACCGACAAACUGCGACAUGCCGGCUGACUCCGAACUCAGCACGCUGCUCAGCAGACGCCAGGCCAUCAACGAGGCUCUCGGGGAGGGUCGAGAGGUCCAGCCACAGUUCAAGAACGUCAACAGGAGCGUCUACGCAGAGUUCCACGAGUUCUCGCGGCGGCAAAUCAAGGAAUACGAGUUCACGUUUAAUAAGUACGAUGAAGGCAGAGAUGGAUAUCUGGAUCUACAGGAGCUGAAGAGGAUGAUGGAGAAGCUAGGAGCACCCCAGACCCACCUAGGACUGAAGGCCAUGAUCAAGGAAGUCGAUGAAGAUGAUGACAACAGGAUUAGCUUCAGAGAAUUCCUGCUGAUAUUCCGCAAAGCGAAGGCAGGAGAGCUGGUGGAGGAGAGUGGACUCAGCAAACUGGCACAACUCACUGAAAUCUCCGUGGAGGAGGUGGGGGUCGGUGGCGCCAAGAAUUUCUUUGAAGCAAAGAUCGAAGAACUCCGCAGAGGCAGCAAGUUUGAGGACGAGAUCAAACAAGAACAGGAGGAGAGGCGAAGACAGGAGGAGGAGAAGGCCCAGCGAAGGAUAGCUUUCAAGGAGAAGGCUGCGUUAUUUCAGAACGGCAACUAGAAUUAUCACCUGCUAGGGUCAAUGUUGAUGUUGAUGUAAUUCUGUGAGAUGUUACCUGUAAGGCUAAUAUGGCCUAGUCUGUCAUAGCAAACUGGAAGCACAUCCUUUGUCAGUAAUAUCAGAGAACAUUUUAGCUUCUUCAGUGUAACUUUAAAACACCCAGAUUUUUUGAUUAGACUAUGAUGGUUGAUCAGCUAAAGAAAAUAAUGUUUUAUCAAUGAAUAUGUCACUAGUUUUAAAGAUGCAUACUGCAAAUGUAAAAUUUACAGAUCUAUAUUUAAAAAUGCUUAUUUAUUACUUUCAAAGUUGGCUGUGCUUACUAAAGUAGCUUGUCAUUUCCAAAUGAAGGGUAAGUUUAAGAACAAUUCUAUAUUUAUUCAAACUGAGUUUUUCAAUGCAAUAACUACUUCUAUAAAUAGGUACCGUAAUACUAAGUAUCGCUAUACUCUUUCUUAACAAAAGAUGCUUAUCAGUUGGGUGGGGAGCUCAUUAAAGACCAUAAUUAGUUGGCUAUAGCUACUGAAAUUGCGUGAACUAAUUUUGGCUUAAUGAAAUAUUUAAAAAAAUGUUGUAUUCUUACAUCACACCAAUACACUGGCUUCAGUUUCAAUAUAUUGUAACAGGAUGAAAACAUGCGAUGGCAGCUGUUUCUACCCAAUUUAUCCAUACUGGUCAGUUCUGCAAGCAUCUACAAAUAGGUGUAGAUAUGUAAAAUAGCAGAGAAGUAAGUUGUAAAAUAAGUAUUGAAAACCUUCAGUAAUAAAUGUGAAGAUAGUUUUAAUGUAAAAUAAAAGGAAAUGUGAAAGCAUUUUGUAACUGAUGGACCAAAUCGAAACUGGAAGACUUUUCGAUGAAGAUUUGAAGUAAUAUGGAUAUGUUCGUUUUUAAGAGUAAUUACUGCAAAACAUCAUUGUGUACGUUACCUCGAACCUAAUUUAGAUAAUGAAUACCAUUUAAAAAUUGUUUAAUAAUUAGAAUACUAAAAAUAACUUUUUGAAUUGGGUGUUAAAUGCUUAUAAUAUAACCCACGGUGAUAAUAAAAGACUACCAACAAAUUCGAAUGUAUCUAAGUGUACACGUUCAAUAUCUAGUUUAGGUUCAGAGUGUACGGUAUAUUUGUUGACUGAUGCUGGACACAAAGUUAGAAUAUUUCCAUCAUUUUUUGUAUUGUUUGUGUUGUUAGUUGUAGCAGUUUUAUUUUUUUAAUAGCUGAACAAAGCAUGCUUCAUGCAAAUACUAUUCCUACUGUUUUUAAUAAAGCUGUAUUAGGCAGAACUAUUGUGUUGUAUAUAUUUUGUAAUAAAUGUUUGAAAAUUUUUGUAAUGUUUUAGAAAUAAACAUUUAGUGUUAUUCUUAUA
Messenger RNA from Homalodisca vitripennis (glassy-winged sharpshooter), 2036 nucleotides. RefSeq names its product EF-hand domain-containing protein D2 homolog (gene Swip-1). Lineage: Eukaryota; Metazoa; Arthropoda; Insecta; Hemiptera; Cicadellidae. Bases 79 to 678 code for a protein of 199 amino acids. Gene Ontology annotation, molecular function: calcium ion binding. The transcript has 4 exons. The record is from RefSeq and is a predicted model, not a curated record.